CACUUUCCAGAAUUGGCAAGUGAUGCAGAGAGGCGCGAAGAAGGGAGAAGACUCUCGCCCGUUAAGAGCGAGCUGGAAGAACCGCGACUGCACAGAGGGGGGAAGGGUGGGGAGCAGUCCCGCACAUCGAGCGGAAGGGGGAGGUGACGAAGACACCCAGCUAACAAGCUGGAAGGGACUCGCGCAUGAUCCCUUCCGCUCCUCUUGCGCUUCCGCGCACAUUGAGCGCAAACGAUCGAUGUGCACGGAUCUAUGGUGGAGAUGGAGGUGGAUGAAGAUUGCACUGGUCGAAGUGGCGGAAAUCCGUUGGAGGAGGAUGAAGGCGACGGACUCAUUUUAUGUCUGUUGCAGAGACUAUCGGAACAAGAGCAGUCCGUGGGAGGAAUGGUGAAAGCCUUGAAUGCACUCUCUUCGGUGAGCUUGGAGACACGUGUCAAGCACAACAAUAAAGUCUUGCAGGCGUUGAUUGAAUGCUGGGCAACAUGCAAUGCACGUGUCAACGGUGUGAGUAUCGAGGAAGAGCUUGGGUUGCGGGAUUCGAUUCUUCGGAAUGCAUCCUUCAAGGUCUUGGAAUUUGCGGCGGAGCUGGGGGCUCACCAACUUUACGCGAGACUUGGAGAAGAGGUUUGUUUAUGGUCUGCCAAUGCGAUUACGGAAUAUGUGGAUGGACGCAGUGGAGGAGCCCUCGAGGCAUAUUGUCAGGUCCAACGAUCAGUUGUCAACUUUGUUGCUGCCAUCAUAUGCUGUGCAACUCAGUUAUAUGGUGAUGGGAAGGGUGAAGUGGUUGGAUACAUAGAACCUGUCAUACCAGCUACGUUCAAGCUUGCGCGAAACAUCCUUUUCCCUUCAGAGGCUUGCAGGGUGUCGUAUCCGGCAGACUUUCCAAAGCUAGCACAAGGACUGGUCGGCGCUGCUGUGAAACUGGUAUUAGCUGUUCGGCAGGCAAUUCGUUCGUGUGUCAAUGUUUCCGCGCCAGAUAAUGCAGCAAGAUCCAUGGAUGGUGGCAGCUCCGGACUGGGUAAUGGACAAGAAGAGGGAGGGCAAGGUUUGGGAGGAAGAGGUGCAGGUGCUCCUCUCAGAGGGAAGCUUGAGGCGAUUUCAUCUUGCUCUCUUCCAGACGUCAGAGUCGUUGCAACAACCUGCUAUGCGCUCUUUGAAAUGGCAACAGCGUCCUCCCGUCAAAAGAGUCUGAAUUUCGCCAUCGCCAACCUCACGUGGAAAGGCUUGGUUAGUCUCCUGCAGGACAGGGAAGGGAGAGCUGUUAUCGCACAAGUGGUGGAUAUCCCGGAGAUCAUCAACACCCUGAUCUCCCUCAUGGUGGAAGCGUUUCAAACUGCCCUCCGUGCCUGGAUUGCAGAGAACCAACAGGCAAAGGCCGAUUCUGGCAAUCCAGAUGAUCAGCAACAGCAGCGGAAGCAGGCAUGUGGCGGUCCUACAGAGAAAGAUCUGGAAAGGAGCAAGAAACGCUGUAUUCCUAUCAAGUUUUUCCUGCUCAAUCUUAUGCGAAUCUGCUGCACAUAUCCAAGUGAGGCAAUGAGUGGAACCUCUGGGAAGGAGAUAAUCUCUUAUGUCGUCCAGGUUUCAGCAGUGAUCUUGGUUCAACCGGCAGCUGGGCACUGUCUUCUUCCCAGCGCCGCGGUUUUGGCUCUCACAGAGCUCGUGGGCCCCAUCCUCUUUGGACUCCUCCGUGCAAUGCUUACUUGUAAUGGUGUGGCUGCGGACGCGAAGGUCACGUUGAUUCGAUACUUAUGUGACUCCGAGGACGAUGAACCCUCGCUCGCCCUAGCAUCUUUACAUUCCCUGUCGUCUUUGCCCUCUUCGUUUGACGAUGCCAUACUUUCGUCAAAAGGAGAAAACAGACAACGACCACCGAAUGAGGUCAUUCUCUCUGGCCGUCUGGCAACAAUGGUUGUUGUGAUGCAAUGCGCCGCGGAGUUUGAAAUGGGUGUGCUCAUGGAGCUGGUCAGGAAGCUUGACUGGGUACUCGAAUGUGUGCAGAGGACCAUGGUUUUCAACCUUACUAUGUCAAAAAGUUCUCUUCCUCAGGAAGGGGAACAGGGGCGUGGACCCAAGAGCUCUACAGGUCCAGUGCCCGUCAAAUCUGCAUCGGAAGUCCCUCUGUAUUCACGUCUCGUGAAUGCUGUGGCCGUUUUGGCUGCUGUGAUUGGGUCUUCAGAAGAUGCUGACAGUGCGUCCACCAUGGAAUCUGGGGGCAGCAGUUUCGGCGAACUCCCUGCGCAGCUGGAGUGCUUUCUGUUUGCAAAUGCGAUGCAUCCCAAUCCUCUGUGCGCUGACCUUGUGCUUCGUGUAUGGUGUUUCAUUCUGCAACACAGCUCGGACGACGGCUCUCGGGCGCAGAUUCAGUUGCUUAUUUCCCUCCUCAGGGAGUGCAUCCUUGGUCUCGACUUUCAUACAGUUGGAUUCAACGCUAUGGACAGUGUGCAUACGAUUGCAAGGUUGAUUGUGGCACUGCUUCAGUCUGUUUCAGAGAGUGUUACAAACUCCAUUCUCGACGAUCUUCUGUUGGUCGUCGAUCCGUCAUUAUUGGCGAAACCGGAAUUCAUAGCUUCUCUUGCUGUCUUGCUAAGCUGGGGCCUUAAUGUGAAUGAAUUUCGGAACUCCAGCGGAGAGAGUUUUGCCUCCAUUGUCUUGAAGAAAUAUGGCACCUUGUCCUUGCAGAUUGCGAGGUCGAUAGCCUCGGCAAUGACUGCGGGCAUCAUGGACAUUGCUACGCUCCACUCGACUCUCUGCUGCAUGAGUUUUCUUUUGAUUGGGAAUAGGACAGAGGACCUUGCUGCUGAGCGGGAGAUUGCCUGUGAGAUUGCAAUUGAAGUUCUGAAGGCAGCAGCAAGAGAUGAUCUGCGCCCACGAACGGUCCUUUCUCUUCUGUUACCUCCAGCCUUGCAGGUUUUGAAACUGUCGUGGUCGAGUUUGACUCAAGAUCGGGCCCUGUCUGUCCUCCAUUGUCUUCUAGCAGCAGCUCAUCGGCUUGGACCAGUGAAGCAUGGGCCUAAGGCUGCAGAGAUGGCAUUUCAUGCGGUGUUAGCAGAGUUCCUGGCUGUGCUAUCGACAGGAUGUGACACAUUUGAUACUGAAAUGUGGGGGGUCGUUCAUCGUCUCUUCCAUGUUGCGUUGCGCGAGACACACAGUGCGCUUGUUUUUAGCGGUCUGGUAUCGUUUGAGAAGUUCGGUAGCAAUCUCUCAAUGGAUGACCUGUGGAAGUUUGUGCCGCCAGAUGCUGCCGCUGGGAGGAUGCUGAUUGCUGAUGUUGGCAUGGAUGUAUCGCAUACCAAACCAAGCGGGCCAAAGGAUUUCCCACCCACGCAGGUGGCAUUCAUGAAAGCCCUUGGGCAAGUCAUCGAAGACCGGGAAUCGGGCAUCAUUGUGAGAAAUGACGAGGAAGAUUUUGACUUGAUGAGGCGGGAGACAGACGUGCUGUGUGCUUUGCCAAGAUCGCAGUCAACAGCGUUAAGCAUGCAACUUGGUAUUCCUGAUCCUGCCUUUCAGGAAAGAAGCGGCAUCACAGCCGUUGAUGGUCGAGAUCUGUCCGGUGCAGCAGCUGAGGAGAAAGUCCGUGAAGGAUUCACACUGGUUCGUUCAGGACUCAACCUUCUUGAACAGGCCCUUCCAUCAUUGCGCAAGCGCGGAAAUGACCCGGCCGUGUCAUGGGAAUGGAUUAGCAGUUCGCUAGAUGAGCUGAGACUGAUUGUCGACAUGAAAGUUUUCCAGAAUUCUUCAUCGACGGGGACAGGAAAGUCUUCACUAGAUAUGGAUGAAGGCUGAAUCUUUUAAGUGCUGGCAGGAUCUCAUUGCCUUCUUCGUUGGUGUGCUGUUCUCCCUCCUCUUUUCGCCCUGAAUUGUCAUGUGCUUGUAUAGUCUUCUCUCAGCCCAAACGACAGCGCAUCUCAAUCUUUUCAUUUGUUGGCCAAGUCGUGUGUAGCAGCUAUAUACUUGGUCAGAAUUUGUAAAAAGGUGGCGGCACAAUUUUUCUCUCUCCCAUUGUGGUUUCUAAAGAUGUGCUUUCAUUGUAUCACGCAGGAAGCGGGGAUAUUGCGCUUGGAACUU
This is a messenger RNA of Chara braunii, 4065 nucleotides long. NCBI's taxonomy places the organism in Eukaryota, Viridiplantae, Streptophyta, Charophyceae, Charales, Characeae. The record is from the annotation of a GenBank genome assembly.